AUGGAAUCGAACUUCAUGUUCGCCUACAACCAUCCCAAAUUCUCCGACCGCGUGCUCCGGAUCGAGGUCGUGGGGGAGCCUCCCGAUGGCGAGGUUGGCAUCCAGCGGGACACCCACCAUAAGCGGCAGAGUGACACCGACGACGUCACAGACCAAGGAGAUGAUUCUGAUCUUAUCGUCAGAGUCAAUUCUAUCUACGUUAAUUCUGCUAUACUUGCUAAAAGAAGCCCUUUCUUCGACAAGCUUUUCACGAAUGGCAUGAAAGAAUCCAAUCAGCAGGAUGCGACUGUGAGAAUCAACAAAUCAGAGGAAGCUGCUUUCAUGGAGCUCUUAGGCUUCAUGUACGGAGGAAACUUGCCAACUAUCUCGCCCACCCUCUUAGAUGUGCUGGUUAUUGCUGAUAAAUUUGCCGUUGAUUCUUGCGUGCGCCGUUGCGCUGAGUUGCUUGGAAGCUUACCUAUGAACAUGGAAUAUGCACUGCUAUAUCUGGAUCUCCCAUCUUGUGUUUCCAUUACACCAGAAGUCCAGUCUCUAACAGAUGCAGCCAAGGUGUUCAUUUGCGAUCAGUUCGGGGACAUAACCAAGUUGCAAGAUGAAUCGACGAUCCUUCCUCUUGCUGCCAUCGAGGUUUUACUGUCUAGUGAUCGUCUCCAAGUGGCAUCAGAAGAUGCAGCCUAUGACUUCGUGCUCAAGUGGGCGCAUGCUCGGUACCCGGUACCGGAAGAACGGCGUGAGAUCUUGGGGCCUCACCUACUCCACCAUGUCCGUUUUCCUUAUAUGAGUCUCGAGAAGCUCAGAGAAGUCCUCGAUGACUUGGAUCAUGAACUUGUUUCCGAAUUAGUGAACGAGGCUCUUUGGUUCAAGGCAGAUGCCCUCCACCGGCAACGUGCCCUCGCUGCUGAGUCAACGCACAAGCGGUUUACGGAGAGGGACUACACACAUCGUCCGCUCAAGAUCCUGGAAUUCGAUAGGCCACAUCCGCAAUGCAUCGUAUACCUGGAUCUCAGGAGGGAGGAAUGUGCCACCAAACUGUUCCCAGCAGGCCAGAUCGACUCCCAGUCAUUUCACUUCGGUGGACACAGAUUCGUCCUAUCAGCAAGCUACUACUCGAAUACGAACACUGGCCGCCACUUUCGCCUUCUCCUAAGGAUGCAGCCCGACGGUUCGGCCAGCUUUCCGGUAAUAACCUGUCGGAGUUGCCCAAGAAUGAAGCCAUCCAGAGAUUUUCUCGAGAGGUACGAAGAAAGGUCCACUUUAAGGGGUCGGAACACAGAAGUCUCCCGGAGCCUGCUUGAUUUACAAUGGAACUCAUUUAUCGCCGACAAGAGCAAGUACUUCAUCGAUGACACACUCCAAAUGAGAGUUGCGUUGACCAUCAGGUAG
Musa acuminata AAA Group (dessert banana) is the source of this 1383-nucleotide messenger RNA. RefSeq names its product BTB/POZ domain-containing protein POB1-like. Gene Ontology annotation, biological process: response to red light. Gene Ontology annotation, cellular component: nucleus. The coding region runs from base 1 to 1383 and encodes 460 amino acids. NCBI's taxonomy places the organism in Eukaryota, Viridiplantae, Streptophyta, Magnoliopsida, Zingiberales, Musaceae. The record is from RefSeq and is a predicted model, not a curated record. Gene Ontology annotation, molecular function: protein binding. The transcript has 5 exons.